AUGCACGUAGUUUUCUUUGUGCUCCUGCUCGCCGGCCUGCCGAUGAGAUUCCUGGUGAUUCCGGUGGUGUUCAUGGGAGUGCGGAUGCCCGUGGAGUUUCUACUCUUCCCGAUCGUCGCUUUGCUGAUGGCGUUCGUGAUUGUGCUCCUCGUGUUUUUUGUGAUGCGGGUUCUCUGGCUGUACCUGGUGUUCUCGAUCUUCGGCCCGAUGGAGGCGUGUACGGUGGUGAUCGUGGUAUUCCUGCUUGUGCGGAUGCUCAUGGAGGCCCUGGUGCUUCUGAUCGUCGGCCUGCCGAUGGAUCUUCAAAUGGACGCGAUGGUGCUCAUGAUCCCCUGCUGCCUUUUCCGACUCACAGAAAGCCCCUGGGAAAGACAGCGACGACGUAGACUUUUCUGA
This is a messenger RNA of Prorocentrum cordatum, 396 nucleotides long. Lineage: Eukaryota; Dinophyceae; Prorocentrales; Prorocentraceae. The record is from the annotation of a GenBank genome assembly.